GAAAAUUCAACUAGACAGACAGCGAACGUCCGUGCGGUGUAGAGCGCCAGAAAAGUUUUCCAAGUGCACGAAGUUUUUUUUUCACCUCUCGUGUUGUGUGAAUUUGAUUUUGUUGUAAAAUAAAUUAAUUAUUGUCUUCUCUCGAUCGACAAUAAUAAAAAAAAAAUUAUUAACAAUGGCUUUAGUCAGGAUUACAUCCAGUAAAUUGCCAGAAGCACAGAAACUUAAUUCAGUGCUAGCAUCAUACGUCCGUUUUCUUUCGGGUGAUGCCAGCCUUCGUCAAGUACUUGAGGCUAAAAUCCCAAAGGAACAAGAACGAGUCAAAAACUUCAGGAAACAACAUGGAAACACCAAAGUUGGUGAAACCACCAUCGAUAUGAUGUACGGUGGUAUGCGAGGUAUUAAGGGUCUUGUUUGCGAAACCUCAGUUUUGGACGCUGAUGAAGGUAUCCGUUUCCGUGGUUUGUCUAUUCCUGAAUGUCAAAAAGUCCUGCCCAAGGCUCCCAACGGUGCGGAACCACUGCCCGAAGGUCUGUUCUGGUUGUUGCUUACCGGUGAAGUUCCAACUCAACAACAAGUGCAAGGUCUUUCUGCUGAAUGGGCUGAGCGUGCCGCUCUGCCCCAGCAUGUUGUAACUAUGCUUAAUAACAUGCCAUCGACAUUACAUCCAAUGUCCCAAUUGGCUUGCGCCGUCACUGCUCUGAAUCAUGACAGCAAAUUUGCUAAGGCUUAUUCAGAUGGAGUUCAUAAAACCAAGUACUGGGAAUACGUCUACGAGGACAGCAUGGAUUUGAUUGCCAAACUGCCAGUUGUUGCUGCUACUAUUUAUUGCAACACAUACAGAGGAGGAAAGGGCUCCAAGUCCAUUGAUCCCAGCUUGGAUUGGUCUGCUAACUUUGUUAAGAUGUUGGGUUACGAUAAUCCCGAAUUCACCGAACUCAUGCGUCUUUACCUGACCAUUCACAGUGAUCACGAAGGUGGCAACGUUUCUGCCCACACUGUGCAUUUGGUUGGAUCAGCCUUGAGUGAUCCAUACCUAUCGUUCGCUGCUGGUAUGAAUGGUUUGGCUGGUCCACUCCAUGGUUUGGCCAAUCAGGAAGUACUUGUUUGGUUGAUGAAACUCUCACAACAAGUUGGAAAGACCCCAACUGAACAAGAACUCAAAGAUUUCAUCUGGAAGACACUCAAAUCAGGACAGGUUGUUCCUGGAUAUGGUCAUGCUGUCCUUCGUAAAACAGAUCCCCGUUACACCUGCCAGCGCGAGUUCGCCCUCAAACAUCUGCCUAAUGAUGAACUCUUCCAAUUGGUGUCGAAAGUCUACAAGGUUGUGCCACCAAUUCUAACUGAACUUGGCAAGGUUAAGAACCCAUGGCCAAAUGUAGAUGCUCACUCCGGUGUUCUCCUCCAAUACUACGGCAUGAAGGAAAUGAACUACUACACUGUCCUCUUCGGUGUGUCCCGUGCCCUUGGUGUUUUGGCUUCCCUCGUGUGGGAUCGUGCUCUUGGCUUACCAAUUGAACGACCAAAAUCCCUCUCCACCGACGCUCUAAUGAAGGCUGUUCAAAAGUAAAUCAGCAAUAAAACGACCCUAAUAACCUCACGCUCAUCAUCCCCCUCCUAGUUCAAUCUAAAUUAUAUUUAAAUAAUUUAAAUAGGUAUACAUAGUUCUACAUCCUAGUAUGUAUAGCGAACGUGAAUCAAAAACCAAAUUCUUAAAAUGCUAAGCCAACUAAAGUGUUACAUAAAAAAGUAUUUAGCUUCUUAAUGUUGCAUUUUAUCAGAACAUACUGUACUGAUGUGAAAACAAAAAUUACAUAACAAGCAUUGUUCAUCCAACUUUAAGAUUAAAAUUAGAGUUUAGAGAAUCUAAUAAGAACCUCUAGAUUCAGCUGACUGUAAAACAUUUUGUUGCUAUAAUUUUUCCUUGCAAAAAUAUUUUUAUUUUUUUUUUGGGUACACAUAACAAUUAAGUCUAAAGUGAGGUAAUUGAGUUAUGAUCACAUUGCAACCUAUUUUUAUUGAGUAUGAUUUCUUGCGGAUAAUCGAAGCUUUAAUAAAUUUUACUUAAUUAAUAUUUAAUUUAUUUUAGAGAGGAUAUAUUUAAACAAAACAAAUAAAAAGUCAGCAUAAGCAAUGUUGUGAGUGUAAUUGAAUAUCAGGAACAUAAAUUCGAUAAGUCAAUAAAAGUUGUAUUAGACUAUUAUUUAAAUUAAAUAAAAAACAGUCAAAAGUUAAAAA
Episyrphus balteatus (marmalade hoverfly) is the source of this 2238-nucleotide messenger RNA. It is a transcript of the gene kdn, whose product is annotated as probable citrate synthase, mitochondrial. Gene Ontology annotation, cellular component: mitochondrial matrix. The record is from RefSeq and is a predicted model, not a curated record. The transcript is spliced from 6 exons. Gene Ontology annotation, biological process: tricarboxylic acid cycle; citrate metabolic process; carbohydrate metabolic process. Bases 176 to 1570 code for a protein of 464 amino acids. Lineage: Eukaryota; Metazoa; Arthropoda; Insecta; Diptera; Syrphidae.